Messenger RNA from Phycodurus eques (leafy seadragon), 1725 nucleotides. RefSeq names its product heme oxygenase 1a (gene hmox1a). Lineage: Eukaryota; Metazoa; Chordata; Actinopteri; Syngnathiformes; Syngnathidae. Gene Ontology annotation, biological process: heme oxidation; heme catabolic process; response to oxidative stress. Gene Ontology annotation, molecular function: heme oxygenase (decyclizing) activity; heme binding. The transcript is spliced from 6 exons. The record is from RefSeq and is a predicted model, not a curated record. Bases 102 to 902 code for a protein of 266 amino acids.
CCACACAGUGGAUCACUGAGGCCACAGUGGGUCACAGGAAGCAACAAUUGUCAGAGGCUGUAUUCAUUCAAACACUCUUAUGUUGCAAAGACAUUGAUAAGAUGGAGACCAAGAAGAGCGCAAGGAAAUAUGACACGGGGGAAGUGUGCAAUGAUUUAUCAGAGCAGAUUAAAGCAGCCACAAAAGACAACCACGAGAGAGCUGAAAAUACAGAGCUGAUGCUGAGUUACCAAAGGGGAGAGAUCACCCUGCCACAGUACAAGCUCCUGCUGUGUUCCCUCCAUGAGAUCUACAAGGUGCUAGAAGAGGAACUAGAUAAGAAUUCUUCCCAUCCAGCGGUCGCACCGAUAUACUUCCCCCAGGAACUUGCUCGCCUGGAAUGCCUGGAGAAUGACCUGGAGCAUUUUUUUGGCCCUGAUUGGAAGGGGAAGAUGAUUGUUCCUGCGGCCACACACAGAUACACUCAGAGGCUACGACAGAUUGGUAAAGAGAAACCGGUCCUCUUGGUGUCCCAUGCCUACACUCGAUAUCUUGGGGAUCUGUCAGGAGGACAAGUGCUGGGGAAAAUUACCCAGAAAUCCCUCAAACUGACAGGCAAAGAGGGCCUUUCGUUCUUCUUCUUCCCUGGUGUGAGCAGUCCUAAUCGCUUCAAGCAGCUGUACAGGAGCCGCAUGAACGGCAUUGAGCUGACCGAGGAGGAGAGGGCGGCUGUGCUGAAUGAGGCGGUUGCAGCCUUUGAGUUCAACACCCAGGUUUUCGAUGACUUGCAGAGGCUUUUGUAUGUCGCAACAGAACAAUCUAAGAACAACUCGGCCAGUUUUCCAUUUCCUCCACUCAUGCAUUUCACCGUGGGGCUGUGUGUCACACUGGCUACUAUUGGAAUGGGAAUGUAUAUCUUGUAGUAUCAGCCAACACCACAUGGACCUAUACCACUUUACUAAUCGCUUUCAGCUAAUGCAGCAAAUCUUAUUGAAAUCAAAACCAGCCAUGGCUUUUAAAAUGUCAGCAUUUGUAUUUGACUGAACCUACUGUAUACACUUUUGUUACAUUUACUACUUCCAAGUGAUAUUAUUGACUUCAGAUUUUAGAGUAUGUAUUCCUAGAAACCAAACAGAAAACAGGAAAUAAACUUGCUAUGGGUGAAAGAGGAAAAUUUGUUUGCAAGCAUUUAAUUUAGUUAUAAUUAUUUUAAUUUAAUCUGCUGGGAUAGGCGCCAGCACUCCCUUGUGAGGAUAAGCGGCUCAGAAAAUGGAUGGAUGGAUGUUUAUAAUGCACGCACUACAUAGGCAAGGACAGGUGGGGCAGUGACUGCAGCCCCGAGCUACGUUUCGGCGUCUUGCUUAAAGGACACAACAUUAGUCAGAAUGCACAUGAGCAUCUUUACAACUAGUAGCAAUUCAUUUUGCCCGCAGUGCAAUUCAAACCAUGAGCCCUCGGUUCCCAAGCCAGCCCAAGAAUGUCUGAACGAAAUCUGAUCAGUAACACUUGGAAAUCUCACUAUUGUCUGAAUAUUAUUUAGUAAGCUGAUUGCAUUCAUAUUUCUGAUUUCAUUAAAAUACAGCAUAUAGAAAGUAUACGGUUCCCAUUAUUUACCCCUUCUGAUGCGUUAGUGUCAAUCUUCAACAAUAGCAAGGUUGCCAACGUUGUUAAACUCUGAUUGGUACAUUUCAAGUUAAUUCACUGUAUAAUAGUGUUUUGUUUAAAUAAACAAAUAAAUAAAAUGUU